AUGACUUUGGCGAAUGCUUUCACAAUCGACAACCGCGAGCGAUCCCUCGACAUCGAACGACCUGCCCUCGUCCGAAAAUAUCGACAUUCGAUAUUGACGAGCGGGACAAUGGACACAACGACUCUGGGGGGCGUUGACCACCGCAACGAGCCCGCCGACUCCGUGUCCACGGUGGGUGCGUAUGUCUAUCCUCACGAUACGAACCUGUCGCUCGAAGGCAGAAGCAAUGUUCAUGACCCCUCGAGCACCGAUCCCGGGGUUCUGACCUCGCUGGGAGACAGCCUCGGCAACAUGCGCCCAGCCGUUAUCAGGCCCAAGCAAGAUUCUACAGCCGCUUCGUCCACCUACACCGCACGAAGCUCCUGUAGCAGCAACGGUUCCGUAUCCGAGUCUGUCGCGCCGUCAGCGCCCUCCAUGCCGCCUAAAGUCGGCACGAGAUUCUCAACGGAAUCCGCCCGCGUCUUGCGGCAAUGGCUGGACACCCACAAGGACCAUCCGUUUCCGAAUCGAGAGGACAAUGAGAUGCUGCAGCGUUUUACCGGCCUGUCCAAGGUCCAAAUCAAGACAUGGUUCGCCAACGCGCGUCGGCGACGCAGGUUGCCGGAGAGCUCUUCGUCAUCCGUCUGGAGGUCUCCUGGCGACGCGCGAGACAUGAGCCCAAUGGAGCGUUGGGUCGACUCGCCUCCGGAAGAUGAGCCAGCCCUUGCCAGAGACAUUGCGCGAGCAAUGGCCUCGAGAAACCAGACAUUUCUGCGCCGAGGGGAAUUCGAUGGCUCUGGCGAUUCCAGCUUCGACGACGCCUCAGCACCGCCGGCACACGACGACACUUCAGCCGGCAGCCGUAGUUCGUCUAUGAACAGGUCCGGUAGCUCUCAUAGCUCCGCUAGCUUCAAUACGAAGGCCAUCCGGGGCCGCCGAAGGUCCAGACGGAGGCGACCUGGCCGCGACGCUGUCAAAACGUCACUGUUCCUGCCCGACGGUCGGUUUCAGUGCACCUUUUGCACUGAAACGUUCGGGACAAAAUACGACUGGUCGAGACACGAAAAGUCCCUUCACCUUCCCAUUGAGAGAUGGUUGUGCAGUCCUCGCGGGCCUAUCGAAGUCGAUCCUAGCACAGGCGAGCCAUGCUGUGUGUACUGUGGGCGGCCGGAACCGACGAGCGAGCAUCUCGCCACUCACAACCCUGACACCUGCCAGCAGAAGACCUUCAAUCGUAAAGACCAUCUAAAACAACACCUGCGGCUGGUCCACGACGUGGAGGGAGUAGCAUGGGUCAUAGAGGCCUGGAAAGCCCCCAGUCUCAAGAUCCGCUCCCGAUGUGGAUUUUGUGACAUCACCCUAGAGACCUGGCGAGACCGAGAACACCACCUGGCUGACCAUUUCAAACUCGGACACACCAUGGCAAAUUGGUCCGGUGAUUGGGGCUUCGAAAAGCACAUUCUGGCUACUGUUGAGAGUUAUAUGCCGCCAUAUGUCAUUGACUACGACCGCAAGUCCCUGUUCCCAUUCAUGGCAAGCGGACGAGCACCAAGCUCUCCUAGAAGCGCGUACGAGCUGAUCAGUCUCGAACUUGCCUUCUUCCUACAUCGGCACUUUGACCAGCGCAAAGACUUACCCUCCAACCACGAUCUGCGCCUGCAGGCCUGUCGAGUCAUUUUUGCCUCGGAAGCUCUGACCGCAAGUCUGGGCUGCCAGGGACUCGAAGCAACAUCGUGGCUGAGAGAUCUCAUCACUUUCGAUGACGAGGUAGCGAAGCAAGCCAGGUUCGGCCCGUUGCUAUCGCAGGCCGAGAGCAGGCUUGCCAUCCUGCGCAUCAACGGCAAGAGCACGCUAUUCGAAUCAUGCCCCUUGGAAGAGCAGCUGACGGACUUUGUCCAACGGUCCUGGAGAACACAGGCACUGGUGCCUGAGGAUAGCGACUUGCAGGCUGAGGCGUACAGGAUCAUCGCGAUGGCAGAAGAGCAGAUGGAGACGAAGACGCCCGACUUUGUCACAAAUUGGUUUGCCAAGAUGGUCACGACUUCGACCGACUGGAUUGGUUCGUUCAAGCAUCGGAACAAGGUGCCGAUGGCAACAUUACACACAUCGCAGCCAUUACCGAGCGCGACAUCUCAGUCUGCUCCGAUGGACGUGAACUGGGCGCCAGUUCAGGGCCAGACCGAUCCCACUACCGGCAUUCGCCCCUUGAUGAUAAACCUUGAUGGGGCUGAACCCAAUUUAGGGACCCAGAAUCAUGAUGAAUCCCUGCAGAUACCAAACAUUGGCGCCAUGGUCUCGAACUACCCAAUGGCAUCAAAUGCCAGCCACAGUGAUGUUCAAGAUAUGAACUGCCCGACAUCCGAUAUGCAGCACUCGAUCCUGGACCUUGGAUUCUAUGUUCUCAACGACGCAAACUAUCACCGGUGGUUCGAUGUUGAGCUAAAACGCUGGGCCACAGCUACAAUGUCGCCUGAGAACCCCGCAGGGCACAUCCCGUCCGAUGGAGAGAUCCAACAUCAGGCUCGCUUGUUGCUCUAUGAGGAUGGCGACCCCUGGAAUAUUACUGCUGCGGACAACCCGGAGUGGCUGGACAGGUUCAAGCGCGACAUUGGCAUCGUGCCUUUGAAAACGUCAGUUGAGCAUGAUGGGGUCUGA
Verticillium dahliae VdLs.17 is the source of this 2634-nucleotide messenger RNA. RefSeq lists its product as uncharacterized. The record is from RefSeq and is a predicted model, not a curated record. Lineage: Eukaryota; Fungi; Ascomycota; Sordariomycetes; Glomerellales; Plectosphaerellaceae. Bases 1 to 2634 code for a protein of 877 amino acids. Gene Ontology annotation, biological process: regulation of DNA-templated transcription. Gene Ontology annotation, molecular function: DNA binding. The transcript has 5 exons.